AUGCGUUUGGGUGACGCUGCAGAGCUUUGCUAUAACCUAACGAGCUCUUACCUGCAGAUUGCUGCUGAGAGUGAUUCCAUUAUCGCACAGACACAGAGAGCAAUAAAUACAACUAAAUCUAUACUGAUCAAUGAAACUUUUCCGAAGUGGUCACCAUUGAAUGGUGAAAUAUCGUUUUCCUAUAAUGGAGGCAAAGACUGCCAGGUGCUGUUAUUACUAUAUUUAAGCUGUCUCUGGGAAUACUACAUUGUGAAGUUAAGUCAAUCCCAGUUUGAUGGAAAGUUUCAUAGAUUUCCUUUGACCAAACUACCCACUGUUUUUAUCGACCAUGAUGAUACGUUCAAGACUUUAGAGAAUUUUAUCGAGGAAACGUCACUGCGAUAUUCACUGUCCUUAUAUGAAUCUGACCGAGAUAAGUGUGAGACAAUGGCUGAAGCUUUUGAAACAUUUCUACAGGUAUUUCCCGAGACAAAAGCCAUUGUCAUCGGUAUAAGACACACUGAUCCAUUUGGCGAGCAUUUAAAGCCUAUUCAAAAGACAGAUGCUAAUUGGCCAGAUUUCUAUCGUCUACAACCUUUGUUGCAUUGGAAUCUAGCCAACAUCUGGAGUUUUCUACUAUAUUCCAACGAGCCUAUUUGUGAGUUGUACAGAUACGGGUUUACCUCUCUCGGGAAUGUGGAAGAGACACUUCCUAAUCCACACUUGAGGAAGGAUAAGAAUUCAACUCCGUUAAAACUGAACUUUGAGUGGGAGAUUGAAAAUAGAUAUAAACAUAACGAAGUCACUAAAGCUGAACCUAUACCCAUUGCCGAUGAGGACUUGGUCAAAAUAGAGAACCUCCAUGAAGAUUACUACCCAGGUUGGUACCUAGUCGAUGACAAACUUGAAAGAGCAGGAAGAAUUAAAAAGAAAUGA
Nakaseomyces glabratus is the source of this 915-nucleotide messenger RNA. It is a transcript of the gene FAD1, whose product is annotated as FMN adenylyltransferase. Gene Ontology annotation, biological process: FAD biosynthetic process. Gene Ontology annotation, molecular function: FMN adenylyltransferase activity. The record is from RefSeq and is a predicted model, not a curated record. NCBI's taxonomy places the organism in Eukaryota, Fungi, Ascomycota, Saccharomycetes, Saccharomycetales, Saccharomycetaceae.